AUGAGUGAUGCCCCAACUGAUGCACACGGCAGAGAGAUGGCUACUAAAGCUGAGAUGACAGAGAUUCAGGCGAUGUCAGUUAAAAGUCUCACGGCCUGUUUGUUGAAUAUUUCCGAAGCAAGACGAUGGAAAGUUGUCGAGACGGUUGCAAAUGCUGCAUUGAACUCAAAUUCCGCUGGGGAAUGCAAAGCUGCAGUGUUGAACAUUUUCAAUGACAUAGACUACAACAGGUCAGUCAUCACCAUAGUUGCCCCAUUGACCCAGCUCAUUGAAAGUGUCACAAAUGCCUGUGUUGUGGCAUUUCAACAUAUCAACCUGGCAGAUCAUUCUGGGGGUCAUCCAAGGCUGGGUGCAGUUGACCUAAUACCAAUACAUCCCAUCAGCGAAGAUGUAACUUUACAAGACUGUGGCAAAGCAGCACAAGAAAUAGCAAAGGAGUUAUCCUCAAAAGUUCCAGGAUCAUCGUAUUUCCUAUUUGGCCAUGCUGACCAUCUUGACAGAGGCUUGGUAAAGAGGAGAAAAGAGUUAAAAUGGUUCUCAGGAAAAUCCAAGAUGGAUUACUCAACGCUAGAGUCUGACAUUGGAUGUAGUCCAACAUCUAGAUUUGGAUUAACAGGUAUAGGAGCCAUUCCUUAUGUUAUGAACUGCAAUGUUACUAUGGAAUCUACAGAUUUAAAACUUGGCCGACAUAUUGCGAAAAAAAUCCGAGGGUCAACUCCAGGGGGCCUCCCAGGCGUACAAACGAUGGCAUUCCCCCAUGAAGGAAACAUUGAAAUAGCAUGCAAUGUUGAAAGCUUUAAUUCUGAAAAACUACCCCUGGGUCAAAAUAUGACAAACUUUGUGAAAACAUUUGGAGGGUGCUUUUAUACAUCAGGGAAGACAAUCCAAGAGAGAGUUAAAGAUUUGGCCUCAAAGGAAAGUGUGAGAGUUCAUGAUGCAGCAAUUAUAGGAUUUAGGCCAGAGGAAGCAAGGGAACUUGCUAUAGAGGCUCUAAACUCAGGGAGAUAUGAUUACUGGAAAUAUAGGACACAAAGACAAAUGUGAUGGUUAAGUGUUAAAGUAGAUCAACUGAAACCAAAAUAAAUAUUACAAGUAUCAUCAACAUCAUGAUUUUUAUACAAAAUAAAAGUGAAAGUUUGAAACUUUUUCCAACAUUGAUAUUUACAGAAAAUUCUGAAUUCUGAUUCUGAAUGUCAUAAUUUUGGGUAUAUUUUAGGAUAAUAUUUUACGAAUAAGAGAUUGACCCUUAUGCCUCAGUCAUAUUUUAUCUACGGCAGCCAUACGGUGACUGUAGUUUCCGAAAUCAAGAGAAACAUGCAGCAUAAGAUAUAGGGAU
Molecule: messenger RNA, 1336 nt
Organism: Owenia fusiformis
Lineage: Eukaryota; Metazoa; Annelida; Polychaeta; Sabellida; Oweniidae
Source: the annotation of a GenBank genome assembly